AUGGCUCCUCCCACCACCACCACCACCACCACCACCUCCUCCUCCUCCUCCUCCUCCUCCUCCUCCCCGCGCUUCUCUCCUGAAGAAGUCACCGUCGUCUUCUUCCUCGGCGGCCCCGGCAGUGGCAAAGGUACUCAAUCCGCCAACCUCGUCCGCGACUAUGGUUUCUCCCACCUCUCGGCCGGCGAUCUCCUUCGCGCCGAACAGCUCCGCGAAGGCAGCCAAUACGGCCAAAUGAUCAAGACCUACAUCACCGAAGGCAAGAUCGUCCCCAUGGAAGUCACCGUCAACCUGCUCUCCAACGCCAUGCGCGAGAUCCUCGAUAACCACCCGCCCGCCCCCGGCACCAAGGCCCGCUUCCUGAUCGAUGGGUUCCCGCGCAAGCUGGACCAGGCGGUCUUCUUCGAGCAGACGGUGUGUCCGUCGGAAUUGGUGCUCUUCUUGGAUUGUCCCGAGGAUGUGAUGGAGGCGCGACUCUUGAAGCGCGGCGAGACGAGUGGGCGCGAUGAUGAUAACGCCGAGUCGAUUCGCAAGCGGUUCCGCACUUUUGUCGAGACUUCCAUGCCUGUGGUGGAUGAUUUCGAGAAGAAGGGCAAGGUGGUGAACGUCAAGGCGACAGGGCGGGUGGAGGAUGUGUAUGAGUUGGUGAAGGAGGGCAUCGAGGCUCGUGGUCUGCACGCUCGUUAG
Molecule: messenger RNA, 687 nt
Organism: Penicillium diatomitis
Lineage: Eukaryota; Fungi; Ascomycota; Eurotiomycetes; Eurotiales; Aspergillaceae
Gene: ura6
Product: uridylate kinase ura6
Exons: 1
Coding region: 1-687 (228 amino acids)
Biological process (GO): UDP biosynthetic process; 'de novo' pyrimidine nucleobase biosynthetic process; CDP biosynthetic process
Cellular component (GO): cytoplasm; nucleus
Molecular function (GO): UMP kinase activity; ATP binding
Source: RefSeq, a predicted model, not a curated record